CAGACAUAGGACAGGAAAAAAAAGCAAAGUGAUCCAUUGAACCAAAAGUAUUUGCCCUCUCUUAAUUACAUUUUGUCCCAUAUCUUUUUUUUUUUUUUCUGUACUUAAAGACCUUUGGUUAGUGGUAAUUUGCUAGAGGAGAAUAAAACCAGCCGUUCAGAAGAGGAGUGGUGCAUUCUGGAGCGAGAUGGCUAACAGAAAGGUUCUAUCACUCCUUCAAGGAUUCUUCUACUUAGCUCUGAUUCAACCGUCACUUCAAGGAGGUGUGUAUGUGCCCGCUGGAGUCCGACCAGGCGCAGGAGAUGCUGGUAUUUACCCAGGAGCCGGAACAGGCUUCAAACCAGCUAAAACUGGGGCAGCAGGUUAUGGAGGACGGGGUGAUGUUGGUGCUGGAGGUCUGGUUCUUGGUGGAGGGCCUGGAAGCUUAGCAGGAUGUUAUGGGAGUCUUGGCAGUGUUGGGGGUCUUGGAGGAGGUGGAUAUGGAACUGGUCCUGGUUACGCCAAGCCUGGAGCUGGUUAUGGAGGAGGCUCACCAUAUGGAGGAGUGAAUCAUGGCGGUAGGGGUGGGGUAAUCUUCCCUGGAGCUGGACAGGGACAGAAGGCAGGGCCAAAGCCCGGCUAUGGUGCUGGAGGCUAUGGCGGUGGUGGAUUACAGCCUGGUUUAGGAGGUGCAGGAGGAGCGACAUUAGGAGGAGGAGAAUUAGGGCCAGGAGCUGCGGUACCCGCCGGAGUCCCUGUUAUUCCUCAGACUGGCCUGCCUGGAGGUGGUCUAGGACCAGGAGCUGGAAAAGGAAAGGCUCCAAAAGGAGGAGUCCCAGGAGUGGGUGUUCCUGGACUUUACCAAGGUGGCCAGGUUCCAGGACAAGGGUUUGGUGGUCGUGGAGUGUUGCCCGGGGUGGCCACUGGAAGCGGACUUUAUCCCAAAUCAUUGCCAGGUGGAGCUCAGCAGGGUCCAGGAGGGGCAGGCCGGGGUGGUUAUGGAGGAUCAAUGCAGCCAGGAGUGUUUCAUGGAUACCCACUGAAAACACCCAAAGCACAAGGCGCUUAUGGAGCAAAAGCUGGAGGAGCUGGAGGAAAAGCUCCAUUUGGCUACGGGGGUUUUGGAGGUGGAGCUGGCCUUCCAGGGGGAAAAGGAGGUCCUGGAUCUAAGCCUGGGUACCCAGUUGGAACUGGAGUAGGGACAGGAGUUCUUAGCCCGGCCCAGGCUCAGGCUAAAGCUGCUAAAUACGGUGCUGGACUGGGAGGCGCAAGUGGUGUGCCCGGUGCAGGAGGAGCCUACCCAGGAGCAGGAGGAGCCUACCCAGGAGCAGGAGGAGCCUACCCAGGAGCAGGAGGAGCCUACCCUGGAGCAGGAGGAGCCUACCCUGGAGGAUAUAAUCCAGCUGCUGCCAAAGCUGCAAAAUAUGGACUCCCAGGAGGAGGUGCAGGGGGAAUUCCCGGAGCUGGAUCAGUCGCAGGACUACCUGGAGGACUACCUGGAGGACUACCUGGAGGACUACCUGGAGGAGUACCUGGAGGAGUACCUGGAGCAUAUAACCCUGCUGCGGCAAAAGCUGCUAAAUAUGGAGCAAGUCUAGGAUCUGGAGGACUUGGAGGAGGACUUGGAGGAGGACUUGGAGGAGGACUUGGAGGAGGACAUGGAGGAGUACCAGGAGCAGGGGGUGUCCCUGGGGCUGGAGGAUACAAUCCCGCAGCAGCUAAAGCUGCUAAAUAUGGCUAUGGAACGGGAGCCAGGCCUCCCUAUUACGGUGUUCCAGGGGCCACUGGAUUUGGGGGAGCAGGAGCUGUCCCUUUGGCUGGUGGGUACAAUCCUGCUGCCGCUGCUAAAGCUGCGAAAUAUGGAGUCCCAGGAGCAGGACUUGGAGCAGGAGGACUUGGGGGAGCCGGUGGAGGACCGGGAGCAGGGGCUGGAGUAGGUUACAAUCCUGUAGCUGCUGCCAAAGCUGCUAAAUAUGGCCUCCCAGGAGGAGCAGGGGCAAGCCUAGGAGCUGGUGGACUUGGUACCGGAUAUGGGGGAGUUCCAGGAGCAGGGGUGGUACCUGGGGCUGGAGGAUACAUUCCCUCUGCUGCCAAAGCUGCUAAAUAUGGUCAGGGGGUUGCAGUUGGGACUGGGGGUGUACCAGGAGGUGGAUAUGGUGCCUUGUCGAAUGGAGGAUUUCUUAGACCUGGGGGUUAUGGAGGAGUACCAGCAGGAUCUGCUGCUGCGGCCAAAGCCGCUAAAUACGGCAUACCAGGAGGCACAGGAGCAGCCCUAGGAACUGGAGGAGUACCAGCCGGAGGAAUACCAGUCAGAGGCACAGGAGUAGGAGGAUAUAAUCCGGCUGCAGCCAAAGCUGCUAAAUAUGGUACCGGAGUAGUUCAAGGAGGAGCUGGAGGAGUUCCAGGGGCGGGGUCAAUACCAAUAUAUGGAGGACAUCUGGGAUAUGGAGGGGUACCAGCAGGUUCAGCUGCUGCAGCUAAAGCUGCUAAAUAUGGAGUACAAGGAGGAGCUGGCAUUGCAGGGGUACCAGGAGGUGGAUUUGGAGGUUAUAACCCUGCUGCAGCCAAAGCUGCAAAAUAUGGAGUCCAAGGAGGUGUGGGGACAGGCCAAGUAGCUGGAGGAGAAACAGGAGGUGUGCCAACAGGAGUGGGGACUGGAGGAUAUGACCUCGCAGCUAAAGCUGCUAAAUAUGGUAUGCCCUCAGGUGUGGGUGGAGAAGGUGUGCAAGCACCCGCAGUGACUCCUGGAACAGGUGUGGGUGUUGGCAUCGGAGGCACUGGUGUACCAGCAGGCACCAAGAUACCUAUUGCAAGCAAACCAGAUCCCUCUCCUAUUGUCACAAUUGGCACACAGGCCCCAGUGCCAGAGCCCACUGGCGCCACAAAAGUACCAGGAGUUGGUGCUGGGGUGAUUCAACCUGGUGGUGUGGGUGAUGGCACUGUUGGGAAACCCCCUAAACCUCCAGGUGCAGGGGGAUACCCGUAUGGUGGCUAUGGACAGGGUGCUGCUGGAUAUCCAAAUGGAGGAGGCUAUGGAAUUCCUUACGCAGCAGGAGCUGGACAACUUCCUGGAGCAAAACCCUUGAAACCCCCAGUUGUGGGAGGGGCUGGGGGUGUGGCCAGAGGGGCCGGUAUUCCUCUUACUGGAGCUGGUGGUGCAGGGGGAUACCCAUAUGGUGGUUAUGGACAGGGUGUGAGGUAUCCCGCUGGUGUUGGCCUGGGAGCAGGGGCAGGAGUAGGGCAGAAAGCACCCAAACCACCAGGUUACGGUACCCUGGGUACUGGAGGUGUUGGUUAUAAUCAAGGUGCUCCUGUAGUCCCAGGUUACGGAGGUGGCUAUCCACAACAAGCCUACCCAGGAGCGUAUGGAGCAGGCCAGACGGCCCCACUAACACCUCAGCAAGCCAAAGCAGCAAAGUAUGGCCCACUUCAGGGCUUCCUUGGAGGAGCAGGAGGCUAUAGGCCUGGAGGAGUGGCCAGUGGAUGCCAAGGCAAAUACUGUGGAAGGCGAAAGUAACAAAUGUUGCUUAGUUGAACCUCAAUAAACAAUGGUGCUACUGCAUGAUCUAGAAUGUAAAUUUUAUAUUCAAAUAUUCCCUGUUGCAUUGUGUAAAGAUAUGUUGUACCUUAUUUGACUCAAGAUAUUUUUGAUACAAACCCACCGACCAAGACAUUUUGCACACAUUUGAUUGUGACUUCAUGUUUUUGAUUGUGCCUCUAUCAUUAUGGUCAUGAUUCCCAUCCUCUUUUAUUGUCAUGCCUACAAUAGAUGCUCCCCUUUUAGUAGUUAAGUGUCUGGGUGUGUGCGCGUGUAUCCGUGAAUGCUUGUUUGAGUGAAUGAGUGUUUGCGUGAACGAAGGCCAGUGUGUCUGUGUGUCUCUCUGUGAGUGUGUGGGAGCUUGUACAUGUAGCAAUAGAUGUGAUUGUGAAAUAUUCUCCAACUAUUACAAUUAAGCAGGUAGUUAGCCUCUUUGAAUGCAGAGAGGUGAGCCAUGUUAAAAUAAAAGCAUCAGUAAGGUAACUGUAGUGCAUCUCUCCGUAUUGUCAAUAGCUUACUAUCCUGUCUGUGUGUACCAAAGUUCGAGGCCUUCACACACACUGACACAGAACGGAGGGUUGAGCUCCAAGGGGUGUGGUUGGUAAAGAGCUGACUAACUUUGGCCAUCAUCCAUGUUCAGAAUCACCUCUCAUGGCUUUCUAUCAUCUCUGCUGCUUUCUAUAACCCUGGAUGGAAUAGCAAUGACAUUGUGUGUGUGUGUGUGUGUGUGUGUGUGUGUGUGUGUGUGAGAAUGGGUGUGUGUCUGUCUGUGUGUGUGUGAGA
Molecule: messenger RNA, 4300 nt
Organism: Esox lucius (northern pike)
Lineage: Eukaryota; Metazoa; Chordata; Actinopteri; Esociformes; Esocidae
Gene: elna
Product: elastin a
Exons: 53
Coding region: 188-3496 (1102 amino acids)
Molecular function (GO): extracellular matrix structural constituent
Source: RefSeq, a predicted model, not a curated record